Messenger RNA from Mercurialis annua (annual mercury), 2193 nucleotides. RefSeq names its product patellin-3. Lineage: Eukaryota; Viridiplantae; Streptophyta; Magnoliopsida; Malpighiales; Euphorbiaceae. The coding region runs from base 123 to 1868 and encodes 581 amino acids. The transcript is spliced from 4 exons. The record is from RefSeq and is a predicted model, not a curated record. Gene Ontology annotation, molecular function: lipid binding.
AUAAGUUUAAGGACCGUAUUUUGACUGUUUACUUUUUUUCCCUUUCUCUUCUCGGCUUGGCUUCGCUUUCUAACUCCAAACCAAACACAUCCUUUUAUUUUCUCUCUCUAUUACCUCCAAGCAUGUCUCAAGAAUCUGCCACCUCUACACCUCCACCCUCAGAUGAUCAAACACCUCCACCGCCGCCUGUAGUUGAAGAGAAACCAAAAGAAAAAGAAACCUCUCCACCUCAACCACCACCAGAACCGCCUGUAGUGGAAGAAGAGAAAGAAGUGUCUCCUCCACCACCUGCACCACCGCAAGAAUCUAAAUCACUGGCAUCAAUGAUGGAGAAAGAAGAAGUACAGUCUUCACCUUCAACAUCGUCUGCUGCAGAGACUGAAUCUUUAGUUACUAAAGAAGAGGUGGUGGUUGUUGUUGUUGUUGACGACGGAGAAGAAAAGAAAAUUGAAGAAAAACAUCAACUAGAAGAGCAGAAACACAAUAUUCCUCAAACUUUAGUCUCUUUUAAAGAAGAGAGUAAUAUAGUUGCUGAUCUUUCAGAUUUUGAGAAGAAAGCUUUGCAAGAAUUCAAGAAUUUAGUUCAAAAUGCUCUCAACACUCAUCAAUUCACCUCUCCACCACCACCACCACCACCAGAAGCAAAAACAAACACCCAAGAAACCCCAGCUGAUGAUUCUACUCCUCCUAAAACUGAAGUACCCAUUUCAGAAUCUGAUGUUAAUACUGAGAUUAACCCACCAACAGACGAAGAAUCAAAAACUGAAGAAACCCCAUUAAAGCAAUCUCAAGAAACCAAACAAGAAGACCCAAAGAUUGAAUCUUUACCUGAGGAAAUUUCCAUAUGGGGAGUUCCACUUCUUAAAGAUGACAGAAGUGAUGUGAUACUUUUGAAGUUCUUGAGAGCUAGGGACUUUAAAGUGAAAGAGGCUUUUGUUAUGAUCACGAACACAAUCAAAUGGAGGAAGGAAUUUAUGAUUGAUGAGGUGAUUGAUGAAGAUCUUGGUGAUGAUUUGGAGAAAGUUGUGUUCAUGCAUGGUCAUGACAGGGAAGGGCAUCCUGUGUGUUAUAAUGUUUAUGGGGAGUUUCAGAAUAAGGAGUUGUAUCAGAAAACAUUUGCUGAUGAGGAGAAGAGAAUGAAGUUUCUGAGGUGGAGGAUUCAGUUCUUGGAGAGAAGUAUCAGGAAGCUUGAUUUUAGACCUGGUGGUAUUUCUACUAUUUUUCAGGUUAAUGACCUCAAAAAUUCACCAGGACCUGCUAAGAAGGAGCUUAGGUUGGCUACUAAGCAGGCUCUUCAAUUGCUGCAAGACAAUUAUCCUGAGUUUGUAGCUAAACAGGUGUUUGUCAAUGUCCCUUGGUGGUAUCUUGCUUUCUAUACGAUGAUCAGUCCAUUUAUGACUCAGAGAACCAAGAGCAAAUUUGUAUUUGUAGGCCCUUCUAAAUCUGCUGAAACACUUUUCAAAUAUAUAUCAGCUGAACAAGUGCCGAUUCAGUAUGGUGGCUUAAGCGUGGAUUACUGUGAUUGCAACCCGGAAUUUACUGUUGCUGAUCCUGCGACAGAGCUAACUGUAAAGCCUGCAACCAAACAAACUGUAGAAAUAAUAAUUUAUGAGAAAUGUGUUAUUGUUUGGGAACUCCGAGUUGUCGGAUGGGAGGUUAGCUACAGUGCUGAGUUCGCACCGGAUGCAAAAGAUGCAUACACAGUUAUCAUACAGAAACCAACCAAAUUGACUCCAACUGAUGAACCGGUGAUAAGUAGCAGCUUCAAAGUUAGUGAACUUGGUAAAAUUUUGCUGACAGUCGACAAUUCAACCGCCAAGAAGAAGAAACUUCUCUACAGGUUCAUCAUCAAACCUUUUUCAGAUUGAGGAUUUUAUAGCAUUCAGUGACUUCGGUUUCAGAUAUAUAGUUGGAACUGGAAAUUGAACUGGCUUCACUAGUUCUUGAGUGAUAUUUUUCUUUUGCCUGUACUUCGUGAUUUUGGCUUCCAGGUGAGUAGGAUGGUUGAUGAUGAAUAGCAAGGACAUGGUUUUGUCCCUUUGGUUUCUUUAUGUCAAUCAUUUUAGGGCAAAUAGAGAGAAAUGUGGUUGCAGAACUUACUGAGAUGUUUCUAAAGAGUCAUGUACAUUUAUUUUGUGUGGAUAUCUAUAUUUUGGUACCCUUCCAUGAGCUAUAUACAUAGUUUUGCUUUGA